Molecule: messenger RNA, 3643 nt
Organism: Macadamia integrifolia
Lineage: Eukaryota; Viridiplantae; Streptophyta; Magnoliopsida; Proteales; Proteaceae
Exons: 5
Coding region: 1016-3412 (798 amino acids)
Biological process (GO): regulation of defense response to fungus
Source: RefSeq, a predicted model, not a curated record
UUAAUUAUCCUUCAAUCGAAUUCACAUUAAUUUAUAACUGUGAUGGUAAUGGGCAGGAAGAAAGCUUGAUUAUUUGAAGAAUAUUGAUUACUGCUCUGCUUGCAAGAACCAAUAUUUUCAGAACAAAAGUGCAGUUUCUUUCUUUUGCUUUUGGAGCUUUUCUUCUUGGAUUAUAUUUUCUUCUUUUUAAUUGCUUUGAAUUCAAUUGGAUAUAAUAAUUAAAACGUUGGGAGUUGAGAGCUUCAAUGGUCGUUUUAUCCAGUCGGACUGAGUCCACUCCAGCCCACACAUUUUGCCUUUUUCCACAUCUCUCUCUCUCUCUCUCUCUCUCUCUCUCUACAAAAAGCUUCUGUUUGUGUUUCUCUCUCUCAUCUGAAACCAUAGAAAACGAAGAGGGAGAAGAAAGACUGAAAAAGAAGAGAAGAAAAGAAGAAAAGAGCCUUCUGCUUUCGUUUCAAACGAGGAAAGUGAGAAAAGAGCUUUAAGAACUGUACUGUUCUCAACAGGGAAUCUCGGGAGUUGGAAUUUGGAGCGGAAGUUUGCUUAAUAUUUUUCUGGGUUUAUUCGUUCCCUGUUUAUUUUCCAAGUAGGAUGUCGGCCAGGAUGUCGUGAUCGUGAUUUCUUCCUCUUCCUCUUUCAUUACAACAAAAAAAAAUUCUGGGGUUUUCUGGGUUUUCUUUGGGUGACCAGUUCUGCUAGUUGUUCGCUUCUGGUUUUCUAAUCUCUGGAUUAAUGGAAAUGGAGGAGGGAGCAAAAAUCCGAGUGGUUCGUUGCCCUAAGUGCGAUAAUCUUCUGACGGAGCUCCCUGAUUAUACCGUCUACCAAUGCGGUGGAUGUGGUGCUGUUCUUCGAGUUUAUUGAGACGAGAAUUCUGGUUUUCUACUAUACAGCGAAGAAACAAAUUUCUGAAAGAGCAGGUAGCUCGAAUGCUACUUCUUCUUCUUCCAGGAAUGAAAAUAGGGAGGUUGAGAUUGAUAAUCAUGGAGGAGCGGUUGAACCCAUAGUGUUAGAAGAGAUGAACUUGAAUAGGGAAGAAUUGGCUAAAGCCCUAAUGGGGAAAGACGUUGGUGAAGUUAAAUCCCAAACUGGAAGUGCGAGUAGGCCUUGGGGACCUGGGCAAAUUCCUGAUAAUCGGAGCAGUGAGACAAAGGGGUUGAUGGGGUUUCAGAGAACCCAUGGAGCCUUGGUUGAAGAUGUUAGAUUUUCGACUCUUCGGUAUCCUGAUGAAGGUCCAUCGAACUACCACCGGGGUUCUUCUUAUGGCUAUGGAGAGCCAGUAAAUAACCAGAGCAACCUCGAUGGACCUAGUAGAGUUGAGUACCUUGAGAAAGAUCGAGCUGAACUGUUGAGAAAACUAGAUGAGCUGAAAGAUCAACUGAGUAGAUCUUGUGAUAUAGCAGAGAAACCAAAAGAAAGGGUACCUGUGGCUAGGAGAAUGGAUCCUCUUCCUCCUCCUCCUCCUCCUCCUCCUCCUUCAGGCCCUUACCGUCAAGGUGGUUGGCCUCUAGAGGGCCGGCUGGGAUCAAGUAGAGCUUCCAUGCCAUCUCUUGCACCAGAUAAACACAUACCCAGGCCACCUUACCUUAAUCAUGGCCAUGAACCUAUUCCUUUGAUGAAUAGGCAUCAUGUUGAUAUGCAGCAGAAUUUCCAUCCUCCAUUGCACACCCCAAAUGAGAUUCCUGGUUUCGGUGAUCCAUUUGGAGCCCAAAUGCUCAGGAGAGGUCCUCAUCAACCUGCCUUCAAAUACUCUCAAAGGUCCUCUCAUGAAUACUUUCCUGGGCACCAUGUGGAUGUUGAUUUGGAUCCCAUGGCAAUAUAUCCGCAUAAUUCCUUAUUUGAUCAGGCUGCAUGCUCUUGCUUUCAUUGCUACAACAAACAUUGGCAAGUUCCUGGGCAAAUCAAUCCUCCUGUUUUCAGCAAUAGGAGGUACCCAGAUGUUCCAAUCAGUUCCAUGGUCAACCAUCCUGAAACUUCUGUUCCAUUUGGUUCAAUGGGUUAUAAUCCUAGAGUUUUUAAUCCUCCCAUGUAUCCUCGUGAACCAGAUGACCAUGCAAGAAGGCCAAUUCUACUUGAUUCUGACAUGGGUGGUUUUAAUCGAGGCCGCCCACAAAGGAUGGUGCUAGAAAAUUGGAAUGGACGCCGUUUACGCCCCAUUGCUGGUGGUGCACCAUUUAUAACAUGCCGCAAUUGCUUUGAGUUGCUGCGACUACCUAAGAAACUUCUUUUAAUGAAGAGGAAUGAACGGAAAGUGCGGUGUGGUUCCUGCUCUACUGUAAUCUCAGUUGCGGUUGAGAACAAGAGGCUGCUGCUUGUUUGUGUUCCCACUGAAACCAAACAAACUCCUCCAGAGGUCCAUGGUGGUUCUAGCGAGGUAGCGAAAGAAGGCCCUACAGCUAAUGGUUACACAAAUGAGACUAGCGUGAACUCCUACUCUGAUGAAUAUGAUAACUCAAAUUACUUCAAGUCUACAGAUCCUGAUCAUGCUUUAUUAGCAGAAGACCAGAGGUUGAACUUAAGUGAAUCUGGGAAGGUGCAUAGCCAGCUUUCUUCAUCUUCAAGUCCUUCUGAUGAUGAGAGCUCAGAUAGUGUAAUUACUAGGAGAGAGAUGUCCAACACAGAAGACUUGUCUCAGAGAGAAAAUGUGACUCCGCCAGUUCCAGGAUCACCCCUUCAGGGGCAUCUUGAUCAUCCUUCUUCUGAUCAUGUGGUGGGAAAAUUAGAAAAGGGGAGCAGGAGUAAACGUUUGGAUCAGGAGAAGGUGGUUAGGCAAGAUUCUUUGAAAUAUGCAUCAGUAGCUACUGAGAUGGAGGUUUCAUUCAAGGAGUAUUCUAACACUGGGAUGUCUCAGGAUUCUGGGGAGGCAAGCAAAGAGGAAGAUCAACAGGGGGUCAGCAGCGGACUUGAAUCAUUCUUUGCCAGCCUUAUCAGGAAGAGCUAUAGGGAUUCAUCUAAAUCUAAUCAAACAGUAGAGAAUGGCAAAGCUAAUGUGUCUAUUAAUGGACAUCCUAUUCCAGAUCGUUUAGUCAGGAAGGCUGAAAAGCUAGCUGGACCUAUUCAUCCUGGCCUAUUCUGGUAUGACUUCCGAGCUGGAUUUUGGGGUCUGAUGGGUCAGCCUUGUCUUGGCAUAAUACCUCCAUUUAUUGAAGAGUUCAACUAUCCAAUGCCUGAAAACUGUGCUGGUGGAAAUACUGGGGUUUUUGUGAAUGGAAGAGAGCUUCAUGAAAAAGAUUUGGAUUUACUUGCUGGCAGGGGACUCCCAACCACUAGAGAUAAAUCAUAUAUUAUUGAGAUUUCUGGGAGAGUUGUGGAUGAGGACUCUGGAGAAGAGCUUGAUAGCCUCGGUAAACUUGCCCCAACAGUUGAGAAGGCGAAGCGUGGAUUUGGUAUGCGGGGUCCAAAAGUGGCUCGGUAGCUAUAACCAUGUUGGGUGCUUUAUGGCUUCAGCUGCCAGUGCUAUCAGGAAGAAUUUGGAGCUGAUUAUUCUUUUUGGACCUAGGUGUCUAAGCAGUUUGUUUCAAACUCAAUUUAGGAUGUUUUCAUUGAUUGGGGGGGGGGGGUUGAAGCAACCUUGCAUCUUCAUCAUGUGCCCAAUUGAUUGAAAUACUGUUUUUUCUGUAAAUCUGAUAGCUUUAGCUGUUUCUUA